Durio zibethinus is the source of this 1275-nucleotide messenger RNA. RefSeq lists its product as uncharacterized. Lineage: Eukaryota; Viridiplantae; Streptophyta; Magnoliopsida; Malvales; Malvaceae. Gene Ontology annotation, molecular function: RNA binding. The record is from RefSeq and is a predicted model, not a curated record.
GUGGAAAAAUCUAACAUGGUUAACCUGUUAAAAUGCGAAAAACACAGCCCAAUAAACAGUUCCCACGUGGAAAAAUUUCAGCGAAAAUAUCUGGAUUCUGGACGCCGCACCAUCUACAUAAACCCCCGAGGGUUUUACUCGGAGAAAGAAACCAGAAAACAAACACGAGAGUCCCUUUGUCUCAGUCCCAUAAACAAAAGGGUUGUAUCAAUGGCUUUCCUAAGUAAAGUUGGGAAUAUACUAAGGCAGACCACUAGCAUGCAGAUAGAUGCUCAGUUGUCUGCAUCAAGACCAGGCCUCUUUCAAGUGUUUAGAUGCAUGUCAACCUCGCCAAGCUCGAAACUUUUUGUGGGAGGUAUUUCAUACCAAACGGAUGAUCAAAGUCUGAAAGAAGCUUUUAGCAAAUAUGGUGAAGUUAUUGAAGCAAGAGUAAUUUUGGAUAGAGAAACAGGAAGGUCCAGAGGAUUUGGCUUUGUCACUUACACCAGUACUGAGGAUGCUUCCAGUGCAAUACAGGCCUUGGACGGACAGCCUCUUCUUGGCCGUCAAGUAAGAGUAAACUAUGCAGCUGAGAGACCUCCUCGUAACUUUGGAGGUGGUGGCGCUGGCUAUGGUGCCCCUGGUGGAGGUUUUAAUAGCAGUUAUGGUGGUGGCAGCUAUGGCAGUAGUGGCUAUGGUGGUGGUAAUUAUGGAGGUGGUGGCUAUGAUAGAAAUGCUGAUUCCUUUUCUGGAAAUUAUGGAGGUAAUGUUGGAUAUGGUAAUAGUGGUGGCAGUGGUAACUAUGGAGGCCAAGGAAAUUAUGGUGGUGAUAACUAUGGCACUGGUGGUGUUGGCUAUGGAAGUAAGUUUGGUCAAUCUGGUGCUAACAAUUACGAUAGUGGAAGUUUCAAUGUUGCUGGUGAUGGUGGCGGCACUGAUAGUUUUUCUACUGGUGGUUCAGGCGGAUAUGAAGGUGACAAUGUGGGAUUUGGUAGUGGUGAUCAACUUGGUAGUGCUGAAGAUGGCUCCAAGGACGAAGCAGGAGCUUUUGACCAAAAUGAUCCACUGAACGAGGAGGAUGAUACUGGUGAUUUCGCCAAAAGGGCAUGAAAUAAGUCUUUAAGUUGGUUGAUAAAACUUGUUUGUACUCUGCUUUAAUAGUAGAUUAUUUUGGUUUUAGUUUUUAGUUCUCAUAACUCCUUUGUCUGAACUAUUUUAUAAUUUUUAUUUCUCAUUUAUGUGACUGUAUCUGUAUACAUUGAUACCUUUUGAGUGUUUCUCAUAGAGAAAACUGAA